GUUGACCUAAAUAAAUAUUUAGACAUCCUUGAUGUCAGUGAAGCAUGCUUGUAGCCCGACGGGACAGCUAUAAAUGUGACGGACAGCUCGAGGACAACCUUUCUGAGGUUUCAACUGUUGAGUCAAAAUGGUGUUGGAGAUGUCAGCGAUCAGUGUUGGAGCUGUGUUUUUCUCUCUGCUUGUGUUGAUGGUUUUAAUUUGGCUUUCUGGUUGGCAAAGCAAACCUGGAAAGGGACUCGACAAAAGAAGUAAGUCUACAGGAGUUCACUUGGGGCUGUUGGAGUAUCUGUAUCAGUUUCUCCUGUACCCCUCGGCUCCUUCCCUCCCAGGACCUCGAGGCCUCUUCCUCAUUGGCAAUAUGAUGGAGAUGGCGCACGAUCACCUGCCAAUUCACCUGACCCACCUGGCCCAGAGAUACGGGAACAUCUACCGCCUUAAAUGCGGAAGUACAACCAUGGUUGUACUAAAUAGCACUGAAAUUAUAAGAGAAGCUUUGGUGAAGAAGUGGUCUGACUUUGCAGGAAGACCAAUUUCAUACACAGGAGAUAUUGUGUCUGGAGGAGGACACUCCAUCUCUCUGGGACACUACACUGAGGAAUGGCGAGCAAACCGGCGUCUAGUCCACAGCGCUCUGCAGCACUGCUCCCAGCAGUCUUUGCAUGAUGUGAUUGACAGACAGGCUCAACACCUGCGACAGGUGCUGAUGGAUUGUCACAGCCGUGCUGUGGAUCUGUCAGAGGAUUUCAUGGUGGCAGCCAGUAAUGUCAUCACCACGCUGACCUUUGGGAAGGAAUAUGACAAGAGUUCACCUGAACUGCAGGAUUUGCACAGCUGUCUGAAUGAGAUCGUUGCUCUGUGGGGCUCCGCUUGGAUUUCUGCUCUGGACUCCUUCCCUCUGCUCAGAAAACUGCCCAAUCCUAUGUUUGCCCGUUUGCUGAAAUUGGUAGCCCGGAGAGACGAGCAAAUAAGAAAACACCUCAACAGUUAUAAGGCACAAGUGAAGAAAAACAGGAACACGAUCACAGACUCUCUGCUUCAGGGCCUUGACCACCAUGGAGAGCAUCUCAAGGAAGUUAACAUUCACAUGGACAUUGUGGAUCUUCUGAUUGGAGGAACAGAGACCACUGCAGCCUGGCUCAACUGGACUGUGGCCUUCCUUUUGCACAGACCAGAGGUGCAGACGAAGGUGUAUGAGGAGCUGCGGACGGUGCUGGAGGGACGAUACCCGAAGUACAGUGACAGACACAGACUUCCUGUCCUGGGUUCUGUGAUCAGUGAGGUUCUCAGACUCAGACCGGUCGCUCCACUGGCGGUUCCACACAGAGCCAUCAGAGACAGCAGUAUUGCAGGUUACUUCAUUCCGAAGAACACCAUCAUCAUUCCUAAUCUGUUUGGAGCUCAUCAUGACCCUGCAGUUUGGAUGGAUCCAUACAGUUUCAGACCAGAGCGCUUCCUGGAGGGUGGAGGAGCUUUGGCCCGUGCCAUGAUACCUUUUGGAGGAGGGGCUCGGCUGUGCCUGGGGCAGUCUGUUGCCAAAAUGGAGCUCUUUCUCUUCACUGCUUACUUGCUGAGAGACUUUCAGUUUGCGCUUCCUGAGAAUGAAACUUCUCUGCCCGACCUGACAGGAGUCGCCAGUGUGGUUCUGAAGGUCAAACCCUACAAAGUUAUAGCACAUCCAAGACCGUGAAUAAGUCUUAGAGACUUUAGAAUGUCCACUUAAAUCCAGAUCAAUUAGUUUUUCUUAUCUAUUAUGAA
Messenger RNA from Thalassophryne amazonica, 1755 nucleotides. It is a transcript of the gene cyp21a2, whose product is annotated as steroid 21-hydroxylase. The record is from RefSeq and is a predicted model, not a curated record. Gene Ontology annotation, molecular function: iron ion binding; heme binding; steroid 17-alpha-monooxygenase activity. Bases 128 to 1687 code for a protein of 519 amino acids. Gene Ontology annotation, biological process: progesterone metabolic process; hormone biosynthetic process. Lineage: Eukaryota; Metazoa; Chordata; Actinopteri; Batrachoidiformes; Batrachoididae. The transcript has 12 exons.